This is a messenger RNA of Ahaetulla prasina, 5359 nucleotides long. It is a transcript of the gene PPP1R12A, whose product is annotated as protein phosphatase 1 regulatory subunit 12A. Gene Ontology annotation, molecular function: enzyme inhibitor activity; protein kinase binding; phosphatase regulator activity. Lineage: Eukaryota; Metazoa; Chordata; Lepidosauria; Squamata; Colubridae. The transcript is spliced from 26 exons. The coding region runs from base 146 to 3367 and encodes 1073 amino acids. Gene Ontology annotation, cellular component: Z disc; cytoplasm; A band. The record is from RefSeq and is a predicted model, not a curated record. Gene Ontology annotation, biological process: signal transduction.
AGGAGCGAGCAUUCGGCCGCGCGAGGUUCUGUGGGAUACAGGCGGUGCUCUGCUUCUCCGCCUCCUGCUGGGUGCGGAGCGGCUCCGCUGAAAGCAAACGAGCAAGCGAAAGGCAGGGAGAAAAGGGACGAGACCCGACUAGGGCAUGAAGAUGGCGGACGCCAAGCAGAAACGGAAUGAGCAGCUGAAGCGCUGGAUCGGCUCCGAGACGGACCAGGAGCCGCCCGUGGUCAAGCGCAAGAAGACCAAGGUGAAGUUCGACGACAGCGCCGUCUUCCUGGCUGCCUGUUCGAGCGGCGACACCGAGGAAGUGCUGCGCCUGCUGGAGCGAGGCGCCGACAUCAACUACGCGAAUGUGGACGGCUUCGCGGCACUGCACCAGGCUUGCAUAGAUGAUAACAUAGAUAUGGUGAAAUUUCUUGUGGAAAAUGGAGCCAGCAUUAAUCAACCUGACAAUGAAGGCUGGAUACCUCUACAUGCGGCUGCUUCCUGUGGAUAUCUUGAUAUAGCGGAAUACUUGAUUAGUCAAGGAGCAUAUGUAGGAGCUGUAAACAGUGAAGGAAACACUCCAUUAGAUAUUGCUGAGGAAGAAGCAAUGGAAGAAUUGCUUCAAAAUGAAGUAAAUCGACAAGGGGUUGAUAUAGAGGCAGCUCGGAAAGAAGAAGAGCGUAUAAUGCUUAGGGAUGCCAGACAGUGGCUUAAUAGUGGUCAUAUAAAUGAUGUUCGGCAUGCAAAAUCUGGUGGUACAGCUCUUCAUGUCGCUGCUGCUAAAGGGUAUACGGAAGUCUUAAAGCUGUUAAUACAAGCAGGGUAUGAUGUAAAUAUUAAAGAUUAUGAUGGAUGGACACCACUUCAUGCAGCUGCUCAUUGGGGAAAAGAAGAAGCAUGUCGAAUACUAGUUGAAAACUUGUGUGACAUGGAAACUGUCAAUAAAGUGGGUCAAACAGCAUUUGAUGUAGCAGAUGAAGACAUUUUAGGUUAUUUAGAAGAGCUUCAAAAGAAACAAAACAUGCUUCAUAGUGAGAAGAAGGAGAAGAAAUCACCUUUAAUUGAAACAACAGCCAACAUGGACAAUAAUCAGUCUCAAAAAUCAUUUAAAAAUAAAGAUACUUUGAUCAUUGAGCAAGACAAGAAUCCAUCAAACAUUGAGUCUUUAGAACAAGAAAAGGGUGAUGAGGAGGAAGAAGGAAAAAAAGAUGAAUCCAGUUGCUCUAGUGAAGAAGAUGAGGAAGAAGAUUCAGAAUCCGAAGCAGAAACAGAAAAGAACAAAUCUAUAGCCAAUAAUUCAAGUACUACCAAUGUGCAAGCUUCUUCGAUUGUUGUAACAACACCAUCUGUUCCUACUGGUCAAGUGACACCUACAUCCCCUCUUAAAAAGUAUGACUCUCCCUCUCCUCUCAUGCCUGUGAUGGACUGUGUAGAUCCUGCAUCAUGGAGGCAGGGGUUACAUAGAACUGGCAUUAUUCUUGUGCCAAGUAAAGGUGAAAAGUCUCUGUUUCCAACUUCAACUAAGAUUUCUCCCAAAGAAGAAGAACGAAAAGAUGAGUCUCCUGCUUCUUGGAGAUUGGGUCUUCGAAAGACUGGCAGUUACGGGGCUCUGGCAGAAAUUACAGCUAGCAAGGAAACUCAGAAAGAAAAAGAUUCAACAGGUGUUAUACGUUCAGCUUCAAGCCCUAGAUUGUCAUCUUCGUUAGAUAACAAAGACAAGGAGAGAGAUACAAAAACAACUAGGCUUGCAUAUGUGGCACCUACAAUACCAAGGCGGUUGGCCAGUACAUCAGAUAUUGAAGAGAAAGAAAAUAGGGAUUCUUCAGCCAGUAUAAUACGUGGUAGUGGUUCUUAUACUAGAAGAAAAUGGGAAGAAGAUGCAAAGAAAAAUAUCUCAAAUGAAGGAACUGCAUCACUAAAUUCAAGCUAUCAGAAAAGCAGUUCCUUUGGUAGAAGACAAGAUGACUUGAUUAAUACUAGUGUUCCAAAUACUACAUCUAUAUCAACUGUUACCUCUCUCACUGGUCUUCAGAAAAAUCUGCUUUCUAGUACAAGCACUGCUGCAAAGACCACAACAGGUUCAGCAACAUCAGCCAUGCAAAGCAGUACCUCAAAUCGUUUAUGGGCUGACGAUAGCACUGAGAAAGACAAGGACAAUGUUUCUACAGCACUGACUGUUCCUGUUGCACCCUCAGUUGUAAAUACUGGGGUUACUACUACUGCCUUGACUACAACUACUACUGGUACUGUGUCAUCUUCAGAAGUCAGGGAGAGACGCAGGUCAUACCUCACUCCAGUUCGGGAUGAAGAAUCAGAAUCCCAAAGAAAAGCUAGAUCAAGACAAGCAAGGCAAUCCAGGAGAUCCACACAGGGUGUAACAUUAACUGAUCUCCAGGAAGCUGAAAAAACAAUUGGUAGAAAUCGUCCUACACGAACUAGAGAACAAGAGAAUGAAGAAAAAGAAAAGGAAGAAAAAGAAAAACAAGACAAAGAAAAACAGGAGGAAAAGAAAGAAUCUGAAACUAAAGAUGAUGAUUACAGGCAAAGAUAUGCACGAACAUUAGAGGAGCCUUAUCAUCGUUAUAGAACUACAUCUUCAACUGCUUCAUCAACUUCUUCACUAGCUACUUCUUCUAAUUCUUCAAGUCAAUUGAAUAGACCAAAUAGCAUUAUAGGUAUAACUUCUGCUUACUCAAGAAGUGCAGCAAAAGAAAAUGAGAGAGAAGCAGACAAGAAGGAAGAAGAAAAGGAAGAAGAUAAAUCACAAACAAAAUCAAUAAGAGAAAGACGGCGGCCAAGAGAAAAACGAAGAUCAACAGGAGUUUCUUUUUGGACUCAAGAUAGUGAUGAAAAUGAACAAGAACACUUGUCUGAUUCAGAAGAGGGAACAAAUAAAAAAGAAGCACAGAGCGACAGCCAUUCAAGGGAGAUGUUGCUAUUUUUGUUGAGGGGGCAGGACAGAUAUGACACAGGGUCAUCUGGAGAUCGCUAUGAUUCAGUAUUAGGACGGACAGGUUACAGUUACUUGGAAGAUCGCAAAUUAUACACAAGUAAACUAGAAAAAGAAGAUACAUCUGACUUUAAAAAGCUUUAUGAACAGAUUAUAGCUGAAAAUGAAAAACUGAAAGCACAGUUACAUGAUACAAACAUGGAAUUAACGGACCUUAAGCUGCAGUUGGAAAAGGCAACCCAGAGACAGGAAAGAUUUGCUGAUAGAUCUCUGCUAGAAAUGGAAAAAAGGGAACGAAGAGCUCUAGAAAGGCGAAUAUCUGAAAUGGAAGAAGAACUCAAGAUGCUACCAGAUCUGAAGGCUGAUAACCAGAGGCUAAAGGAUGAAAAUGGGGCCUUGAUUAGAGUGAUCAGCAAGCUUUCCAAAUAGAAUUUGUUUAUUCUCAUCAGCGAAUCAUGGGAUUGCACAUAAUGAGUAACUCCAGUGGACCAUAGCAUGGAAGUCACUGGAUGCCUGGGAAGAUUUCUUGGAAACUGUUGUUUUCAGAUAUUCUGCCAAAAGCCCUUUUACCUGGGUGUGUGUUUUUUAAACCAGGAUCAUAUUUUCAUGUGUUAAAGCAGCUGCUGAGAAGACAAAAUGACUGAGAAAUCUUGUUUACAGCUACUGCAUAUAAGGAAAGUGUUCAAGGCCUGAUAAGCCUCAGAUAUUUAACCAGUAAGCCUUAGUUGUACAUAAACAUGUUUAAAAAAAGCUUUCUGCUAUCACAGUUACUUUAUUUUGUUGUUUCGUCACUGUUUCUGGUUUUCCCCCCUUAUUUUGAUUUUUUUUAAAAAAAUAUCUAAGUUUGGAUUUGUGUGUUCCCUUCUAAUUAUUCAUGUACCAGAUUUUUUCUUUGUACAGUAUUCUCACAGCUUUAUAUAUACAGAGACACACAUCCUUUAGAAAUACUACAGUGUAACUAACUAAUCCUGUAUUUUUCAGUCAUCCACCCCAAAAUGGUUUCAAGGAACCUUUGCUUUCACAGUUGUGCAAUAUGCAUUUAUUUCUAUGAAAGAUGCUUUAAAAAGUCAACUGAAAAUAGAUUAUUUGAAUUUUUUGGUCUCUAGCCUCAAUUGGUCACUUUUUCAAAAGAAAAGAAAACGGACUGUAGUGCAAAACAUUAGAUUCUGUAACCUUCACAUUAAUUUUAGUAGGUACUGAGUGAUGCUGUAUAUAUUAAUGUAUAUUGUUUGGAUUUUUCAGACCCACAUGAUACGCUUGAAUAAAAAUUCUCUAUUUGCAAAUACAGUAAAUUAGGCUGCCCCAGAUUAAAUGAAUAUAUAUUCAUUUUUAUGAUUUAAAGUUUAGAAAAAUGAGUUAUGGAGCCACUCUUCAAAAAUAUGUCUAAUUAUAAAAAACCUUUUCCUCCCAAUUUCCAGUUGAAUAGUGUUCACUUUAAUAACACUUAAAUAGAACAUAUUCAAUACAUUUCACAUAUCUUUAUUUGAGUACAUCCAAACCUGCUGUGCUAGUCAAAGUAAACCUCAAAGGCAUUUGAAAGCCCAGCCUUUUAUUUUAUACAUGCACUGCUGUUGCCAUGUGAAGAGGAUCAUUUUAUACAUUUCAGUGGCCUUCUAAAAAGUAUUCCAAUGAAGAUAGCUUUUGUUAGAAAAAAACAGCUUUUAUAUGUUCUCUAAAAUGAUUAAAUACAGCUGUCUUAUUGGCCUACAGACUAAUGCCUAAAAAUCACUGAACAGUUCUACCGCUAAAAUAAAUUGUACAUUGUAAAGCUUGUAGUAGCUAUUGUAUUAUUGAUUGUAUACUAUAUUAAAUGUGAAUUUGUACCCCUUCAUUUUAAAAGGUCAUUGUGUUCUACUGCCUACUUCUUGGGGAACUACUUCAUUUUGGGGUGGAAAGGAGAAGGAUUGGGUGACCUAAGUCCCCUUUGUGGGCUGGACAGAGGUAGAAUGGGAAGAUUUUUUUGAAGAUGUUGUAACAUUUUGCUCUUACUACCAAGCUCAGGAUUCUUGAUUCUAAGGUACAGUACGAGGAUAGUUCUGGGGUAUCUUGUUACAAGUUAGGUCUUUAUAACUUUAAAGAUGGACAUGGUCUUUCAUGCUCUUAAGCUAAUAAACAAACCAAGCAGAGAAUUGUUCCAUCUGAGCAACUGUGACACACUGAGAAAUGUUGUGGAUUGGUUGGGCAUACUGUGGAUUAUAUUUGGUAAUGUUUUGGAUGCCUGUGAAUGAUUAAAUAUGUCUCUAAUAUUUUAGUGUUUUUAUAUAUAGGUUAUUUAUUCUUUCAAAACUGGCUACUGUGUUGCAUUGAUUUUAUUGGUAGUAUUGAGCAGACCUUGCAUCUGCAUGAAACUAUUUGCAAAACCCACUAUUUUGCAAAAAAAAAAUGUAUUUUGACAUAUACAAAUAAAAUGAAUAAAAUAAU